UCUCACUUAGGAGUUCUAUCAUUGACACCUCACUUAUGUACCUUCCCACCUAAUGUACACCAGUCUCUUUUAAGGUUAACGCGGGCUCUUGCCGCUGUCUUUUCGGUCUAUUAAAACUACAGCUGUACAUGAUGCUUGGAAAGUCCACAAGGAUCGAACGCUAAUAUGCGGAAUCAUCCCUUUCGCGGCUUAGAGAGAGAAGGAGAUUAUAAUUGGUCUGCUAUAGGCUAGAUGCGUACGAAGGGCUCCCCUAAUAUGCCUUCUAUUAACCAAUCUGGGAAAGGAGUCCGUACACCCUCGACGCGCUCCGGUUGACCAAUAUGCGACCUAUGAUAGGUCACUAGCCAAUGGAAACCAAGACGAGGGGUAGGUAUAGAUUGGGCUAGGUAGUGUAGCUGGGCUGGGCUUGUCGGUGAAAAUUAAUAAAUGUCAGCGUGGCUCUCAUUAUGGUUGAACGUCGAGUUAUUUUGAUCAUUCGUAUAUCUCUAUUCGCGGGAGUUGUAGGAAAGUCAUAGAAUCCUUUUAUCUAUAAUAUCCUCGAAACCACAAGCAUCAUAAUAUACUAAGGAAACAAUCUAGAGCAGAUUUAAUAAGACCCCAGCGAGUUCUAUUGUCCUUAUACUCGACGCUCUUACGUCCUAGUUUCCAUCUUGACGACGAUGGGUGUAUUAUCACUCCUCAUUAGUCUCGGAAUUGGGAUCGCUUUUGCGUACCUUAUCGCCAAAGUCCUGGGCUUAUCGAAUGGCAAUCAUCCUCCUCUACCACCGGGCCCUAAGGGCCUCCCUUUUCUUGGGAACUUGAAUGACCUGCCUCAGCCAGGGGUCUUGGAGUGUGAUCACUGGUUGAAGUAUAAAGAUCUCUAUGGUCCAAUUAGCUCUAUAACGGUAAUGGGCCAAACCAUAGUAAUCAUCAAUGAUGCCAAGCUUGCCUUCGAGCUGCUGGAGAAGCGCUCGACGAAGCAUUCGUCAAGACCUCGACAGAUAUUUGCCGGAGAAAUGGUUGGUUGGGGAGAUUCGCUCGCCCUGUCACCAUACAACGACCGGUUCCGAUUGCAUCGUAAGAAUAUGAGCCAUAUUAUUGGUACUAAGAAAGCUGCUUCUCAGUUCAACACGUUACAAGAAGGCGAGGUAGGCCAUUUUCUUCUUCAUCUCUUGGAUAAUCCAGAGGGCUUUAUAAAUCACGUUAAGAAGGAAGCUGGUGCUGUGAUUUUAAAGAUUGCUUAUGACUACGAGGCGGAAUCUCACAAGGACGAUCCUUUGGUCGACAUGGCUACUAUUGCUAUGGACAAUUUCGGACGUGCUGCAGUUCCUGGAGCGUUCCUCGUUGAUGUACUGCCAUUCUUGAGACUAGUACCCGAUUGGGUUCCCGGGACAGGGUUCAAGAAACUCGCCCGACAGUGGAGGGCCGAGGUCAUGGACGUCUUAGAGAAACCUCACGCGUUCGUCAAGCAUCAGAUGGCUUAUGGAAAGAAUGAAAUAUCGUUCUUAUCGAGACUAUUAGAGGCUGGAAACCUAGACCCGGAUGUCGAAUACACGAACAAAUGGUCAGCUGCGUCGUUGUACGCUGCUGGAGCGGAUACCACUGUGUCUUCGAUUGCGUGCUUUUUCUUAGCUAUGACCGUCUAUCCGGAAAUUCAGCAAAAGGCGCAAGAAGAGAUUGACCGUGUUGUGGGGCAAUAUCGAUUGCCCAAUAUGGCAGAUCGAGAACAUCUGCCGUAUAUUGAAGCUACCGUGAAAGAGGUUCUCCGCUGGCAUCCCGUCGCUCCGAUGGCACUCCCGCACACAAGUACCGAUGACGAUAUCUGCGAAGGAUAUUUUAUUCCGAAAGGGUCAAUGUUGCUCCCAAACGUUUGGCAUUUCACACACGACCCGGAUGUUUACCGAGAUCCUAUGAUUUUCAAGCCCGAACGCUUUUUAGAGACUGACGGACACAAACCAGAACCAGACCCGCGCAUGUUUGCCUUUGGGUUCGGACGUCGUAUAUGUCCAGGACGAUACUUAGCAGACAAUGCCCUCUACCUCAAUAUCGCACAGUCACUUGCCAUGUUCAAGAUUAGCAAGUACCUAGAGAACGGCCGGGAGAUUUCACCUACCAUCAAAUUCGAACCAGGUGUAAUUAGUCAUCCUGCGCCAUUCAAGAACGUUAUCAAACCAAGAUCCCCUCACCACGAAGCAUUGAUCAGGUCGAUUGAGAAAACCUACCCAUGGAAGGAGAGCGACAGCAAGGCUUUGGCCGGCAUAGCUUGAUAUAGACAAUUGCAGAGGUAUGGAUGGUUCGUAGUGCAAUGGGGUUUGGUAAUUGGGUUGUACAAAUCUUACUUACCUAUCGUGUGGUGAGAGGGUAAUACGGGAUAGGGGAUCUAG
This is a messenger RNA of Annulohypoxylon truncatum, 2363 nucleotides long. RefSeq names its product putative cytochrome P450 oxidoreductase OrdA-like protein. The transcript has 8 exons. Gene Ontology annotation, molecular function: monooxygenase activity; iron ion binding; heme binding. NCBI's taxonomy places the organism in Eukaryota, Fungi, Ascomycota, Sordariomycetes, Xylariales, Hypoxylaceae. The record is from RefSeq and is a predicted model, not a curated record. The coding region runs from base 660 to 2246 and encodes 528 amino acids.